Messenger RNA from Cuculus canorus (common cuckoo), 1105 nucleotides. It is a transcript of the gene KHK, whose product is annotated as ketohexokinase. NCBI's taxonomy places the organism in Eukaryota, Metazoa, Chordata, Aves, Cuculiformes, Cuculidae. The transcript is spliced from 8 exons. Bases 71 to 973 code for a protein of 300 amino acids. Gene Ontology annotation, molecular function: ketohexokinase activity. Gene Ontology annotation, biological process: fructose metabolic process. The record is from RefSeq and is a predicted model, not a curated record.
CGCUGCGGUGGGCGGGGCGCGGCGUUCGCACACCCGAGCCGGUGCCGCAGCAUCGCGGAGCGGCCCCGGGAUGGCGGCGGGGGAGCGGCGGAUCCUGUGCGCCGGGCUAGUGUGCCUGGACAUCAUCAGCGAGGUGGAGGCGUUCCCAGCCGAAGACUCGGACACCCGGUGCCGGUCGCAGCGAUGGCAGCGCGGCGGCAACGCCUCCAACUCCUGCACCGUGCUGGCCCUGCUCGGAGCGCCCUGCGCCUUCAUGGGCUCGCUGGCCCCGGGGCCCGCCGGCGAUUUCCUGCUAGCGGAUUUCCAGCGUCGUGGCAUCGAUGUGACACACGUGGUGCUGCACCCGCAUGGGGACAUGCCCUGCGCCUGCUGCCUGCUCAAUGCUGCCAAUGGCUCCCGCACCAUUGUGCUCCACGACACGAAACUGCCUGACGUCACGGCCCGCGACUUCGAGAGAGUCGACCUCUCCCAGUACAAAUGGAUCCACUGGGAAGCGCGUAACCCCGUGGAGCAGGCGGCGAUGAUGCGGCGGGUGCAGCAGCACAACCAGGCACAGCCCGCGGAGCAGCGGGUGCAAACCUCGGUGGAGCUGGAGAAGCCGCGGGAGGGGGUCCUGGAGCUCAUGGGGCUGGCGAGUGUGGUGUUCGUCAGCAAGGACCUGGUGCAGCACCUGGGGUUCCACUCAGCCCCCGAGGCGCUGCAGGGGCUGCGGGGCCGCCUGCAGCCGGGGGCUACCCUGAUCUGCGCGUGGGCCGAGGCAGGUGCCGACGCGCUGGGGCCGGACGGGCAGCUGCUGCACUCGGAUGCCUUCCCACCCGAGGCACUGGUGGACACGCUGGGUGCUGGCGACACCUUCAACGCCGCCGUCAUCUUUGCACUCUCGGAAGGGAGGAGCCUGCAGGAUGCCCUUACUUUCGGCUGCCGGAUCGCAGGCAAGAAAUGUGGGGUGCUGGGUUUCGAUGGCAUCAUCUGAGUGGGGCGGCACAUGCCAGGACCCCCCUCACCACGGGGGACGCUGCCCAUCACGUUCUCUCCUCAUUCCUGCUCCCAAUAAAGCCCUGCACUGCCCCCUCUCCCCACAGGGACCACACGGACCAGGAUCCAG